AAUAUGUAUGCGAUAAGUGUAAAAAAAAAACUCACCUAUCCUACACUUUUUAAAGUUACAUAUUAACAAAUAAUAUAUUAGCAAAUUAAACUUGGAGAUCUAAAAAUGUUCUCACAACAAACCAGUGUUUACAGUUACGGAUCUGCAAAACAAGAUGAAAUCUGUUAUGAAGACAUGACAGACGCAGAACUACAAGAGGCAAUCGAAAUUGUCGUUCGUUCGAAUUUAUUGUUAAGGUUAGAAAAUGAAGUUUACGAACAAUAUCUCAUGCGUCGAGAUCCUGAAAGUAUUCAAACAAUAAUGCAAACCUUAGAAGCUGCUAAACGAAUACAGAAAAUCGCUCCUCAACGCAGUCAACAUUCAGCUGUUACGAGCGCAGCCGGAAGUGUUUUGAAUCUUUACGAAAAAGAUGCAGGAAGUAUUAUCAGCUUUCAAUCCGGAAGUCGACAUCUCAAGUCGCCAAGUAUUUUAACGGAGAAAGGAAUACAAAAAGAAAUAACAGGAAAAAUUCCGUACGCGUACCGUAUUGAUAUGAUAAAUACAGAAAUUCGAGAAAGGCAAAAAGGACUGAUAACACUUGAAGAACUGUGGACGAAGAAACACAUACGUCUGCAAGCACAAAUUGAAGAAAAGGAAAUUAGCAUUGAUGAAAUUAAUAGCUUUAAAGAAGAGUUUGAAGAGAAUAUAGUGAAAAAAGGCAUAGAUAGCAUUACUGGCAAAAUACCAGCUGAAAAGUUUAUUAGAUUUAUAGAGGAAUCAUUGAAAGAAAUUGAUAUUACAAUAGAACGACUCAGGUUGAAAACGGCUACUGUGAAGACUCAAAUAAGGAAAGUUAAGCUACAGCUGCAGCAUAGAAAACAAAUGGGUGAGGCUCUACGCGCCAUAGACUUCGAACAAUUGAACAUAGAAAAUCAAGUUUGCAUACGACAAAUCGACGAAAAAUUUCAGUGUCUGCUUCAAAUGAAGAAAGUAGCAGGUAAUUAUGGCGUCAUGUUGGCAAAGCAGAAGGAAAAAUUGAAUAACUUAACAUUUACACUAAACAAUAUAAGAAAGGAGAUCGCUUCUAAUGAAGAAGAAAUUUUAAAAUUGCAAUCGGAAAAAGAAGUUAUAAAGACCGAAAUAAAGAAAUCAAAAGAGAAACUACUGUCCAUAACGUCACUAUCGAAAGACUUUUUUGUUCCGAGUGUCAUAGAUUUCAUUAAAGUGCGCGCCGAACUUGACAAAUUACAUAAAAUUCACAAGCAAUUAAGCAGACAAUUGAAGAUUCAACAAGUAACGGUAAAAUUCAAUAAGUAAUAACUGUGAAAUACAUGUGCUAAAUAUAAAGUGCUCUUCUCUCUCUCUCUCUGCUGCACAACAAUAUCAUAUUAGUACUUAUAUUACAUCGUACAAAUUCUUUAGUUGUCAAAUAUAUCUAUUCUUCCAAUUUUUUAAGUUUCUAUGUUUAGAAAAAACAAUUGACAUAUUUGCAUAUUCUACUGUCAUGUAAUAAUAUAUAAAUCGUACGUAAUGAUGAACAUAGUUACGUGGAAUUCUCUCUCAUCAUAACAAAAAAUAUUAUGUGUCCACUUCUACCGUAGAAAAUAGAUGUACCGUUGUAAGUAAUGUGUAUGUUUUCAAGACAGAUACAAAGCACACCGGGUCAUUCCUUUCACAAAUCAAAACUUACAUUUAACAGAUUGCAGCUUGUUUGUCAAUAUUUCAAUUAAAGGUUAUAUUGUGAAGAAAUAUUUUUUACCAAU
Molecule: messenger RNA, 1742 nt
Organism: Pseudomyrmex gracilis
Lineage: Eukaryota; Metazoa; Arthropoda; Insecta; Hymenoptera; Formicidae
Product: coiled-coil domain-containing protein 113-like
Exons: 7
Coding region: 106-1296 (396 amino acids)
Biological process (GO): cilium assembly
Cellular component (GO): axoneme; ciliary basal body
Source: RefSeq, a predicted model, not a curated record